Molecule: messenger RNA, 10524 nt
Organism: Acanthaster planci (crown-of-thorns starfish)
Lineage: Eukaryota; Metazoa; Echinodermata; Asteroidea; Valvatida; Acanthasteridae
Biological process (GO): DNA replication; resolution of meiotic recombination intermediates; DNA repair
Cellular component (GO): Slx1-Slx4 complex; nucleus
Molecular function (GO): protein binding
Source: RefSeq, a predicted model, not a curated record
UGACUGCGCCUUUGCAACUUACGUGCAUGCAGCUGCUGGGGGAGUAAAAAAAGUGGGGAUAGGAAUUUUCUCAUUUUAUCCAUAAAAGCGUGUUAAUUUGACCAGUUGUAAAACUAUGGCCAGGUUCUCUGGUCUUACAAAGUGGAGAUACCCGAUCUUGUUCGGCUCAAUACUGGCUGGGUUUGCAACAGCUUUUGUGUUCAGGCAAACAUUCAUGACAGAUGUUGACGAGGCACGCCGCAAACACCAACAGGAAGACCAGGAGCACUACGUAGAGAUGCUAGCUCACCAGGCCCGCGUCAACGAACAGAGGACGCGCAUCGUAACCGAUAAGAAAAAAGCUACAGAAGAUAUGAAGCCAUGACGAGCCAUGCUACGUAGCAUGUAGUGCUCCGUGCCAUUUGACUGCAGGCUGUAUAUAUAUAGGUUGCUUAACUGUAGAAUAAACAAUGAACAAUCGAGAUGAUUCUUCAGUCAUGAUGUGAAGCUUUUAAUUUCAUGAUACCAACUGAUUUCCAUCGAGAUGAGGAAUAGGAUCAACGGUUUGACAUGUUGAGGAAGUAUAGACUUUGUUAUUUGUGGCGAUAUUUGAAAUUUUCUCAUUAAGAAAUUCUUUGAAGAACGUGCAACUUAAGCCAGUGAUGAGAGCAUAGUGGAAUGUAUCUUGAUGCUGAUGUUCCAUUUUACAGUCCUGGUCUGCAUUUGUCAACACAGCUGUUCUGAAACGCUACAUGUAACUUUGAAAAUUUUGGUCUCCCUGUCAGAGCUAGUUGGUCAUGAAUGAGAUGCCUCAAGAACAGACCCCGAAUAAUGCAUCACAGAGCGAUUGCGGGAAAUUGUCAGCAAGAACUGAGGAUGGCCACCCAGAGUUGAAUGAUACAAACAUUGCUCAGAAAUCAGCUGGCCAACAGAACGUGCCAGACAAGACUGACUCGGUUGAGCUUUGCAGGGCCAGCGGUGAUUCCAACCCCUCAAAGACAUCCUCCAGGAUAGGCCGGCUGUCCCGCCGUCGAGAUGCCGGCCGCCUCGGCCCCCCUGGCAAACACAAUCCCUCAUCAGCGAGUGCCCACAGGGAGGUGAUGAAAGCCAUCCUCGGAGAGACCUCCUUGAACCAGAGCAGUGACUUCAAGGAGCCAUGGAGCCGGGGCCCAGCCCUCCAAGAACCCGGAUGCCGGCGAAAGGCUGAUACAUCCCUCAGCCGGCUCAAGGGCAGCAAAGCUUCGAAAACCCAGACCUCAGGUUCGGUAAAUCAGUCGGCCCCUGAUACCCUGGACCACAGUGAACCCACCACCAGCAAAGAGGAAAAACAAUCAAGAGGCCAGCUGAACACCCCUGAGUCAUCCGUUAAUGUUAAAACCAGAAGCUAUGGGGAUGCCGUGAACACUCCCACCUCCGUCAACAAAUCUCCAGUAAAGGCCUGUUUGGUGUAUGUGUCCAGACUGAAGUUAUCUUCAGACUCUCAGCCCGCCGCCAAGCUAAAUUGCAAGGUAGCCGUGUCAGAUGAGCCCCUUGAGCCUAUGCAUCUGUCCAAUCCGGCUACUGAUACGUCAACUGGAUGCAGUGAGGCCGAGUCCAAGCCAGCCUCACUCCCUGAAACUAGUAACUUCGGAGACGGCGAUGCAAGGAACGAACCCCCUGCGGACCAGGCCAGGGACAAUCUCCGUAGGUGCCCAGUAUGCCAAGAGACAUUCCAUGGCAUAAAUGCAACAGAGACCAUACAGCAACAUGUAGAAAGGUGUUUGCGCCAACGGUUUGCUAACUCCGUCCAGGCCCGAGAUUACACAGGCAACUCUGGUGACACAAGCGGCGAUGAGGAGUUUGCCCGGCAGCUACAGCGACGGGAGGAAGAGAAGCUAGAGGAGGAGAGGCUGACGGACAGUGAGAGGUACUUCUGCCACCUCUGCCAGAGAGAUCUCAGCCACAUGAACACCACCAGGAGAGCCCAACACAUCAACAGAUGCAUUGAUACCAUAGAAGCAAUUGAACCACCACAGCGACCAGUCAGAAUCCAACCAGUGAGACAAGCAGUUCCCGACUGCCCUGUUUGUGGCAAACACUUCAGUACCAAAAGGCAAAGAGAAUCACAUCUGAAGAAAUGCGCCCGGAAGCAUGAGGUAUCAGCUCAGCAGCUGAUUGCUUUGGUAAGAGUGCAGGAGGAGGAACUACCGCGGAAUGAAGGUUCAGUAGGAGUUUCUGUGGGAAGUUCCACCAGAAGUUCCACAGGAGGUUCCAGUGGAAGUUCCAGUGGAAGUGCCAGAGGAGGGUCUGUUCAAGGGAGGUCCAUAGGAGGCUCAGUUGGAGGUUCCGAUGGGGGCUCCAGUAGAGGUUUUAGAACAGGUGAGGCCGGAAGUUCUGUCGGGGGGUUGACAGGAAGUGCCACAGAAGGUUCUGAAGGAGGUUCUGCAGUUGGUUCCGUAGGAGGUUCUACAAGAGGUUGCAAUAGAGGAGCCCUCGUGAGCAGUACGGUCACAGCAGGCCUGGAAGGAGGUCUGGAGGGCACAUCAGCGGGUGCCAAAGCUGCCGCAGCCAGUGUCAAGUCAGAUACAGGGACAGCGAGGGCCAAUUCUGUGGACGCACUUGGGUCGGCAGGCAUUGCGGUUUCAUCAGGGUCAUCAGCUACCAGAGGCAGGGGAGGCAGGAAGGGUAGCAGGGGGAGGAAUGGCACCAGAGGGAAGGGCAGGCAGAAGCACCAGACGCCCGUGGAAACACAGCCCCUAGAUGAGGAAACUCAAAUGGCGCUGGCCCUGUCUGCCUCACUGGUUCAGCAGCCUGAUGCCAAGGUGUCAAUGGGGGAGGCCGCUGCCCAGUCUUCUGGAACUGCACCCAAGCCUACCGGAAAGAUGGGCCGCAAGAAAAGGACUGGCAAGAAACUUGAAAAUAAAGAGGUUCCACUUCUCCUGAGGAGAACGGUCGAGGAACGCAGUCAAGUGUUAGGGGCCCGGAUGGCUGAUCUCGUAGUCCCGCAGGAACGCACCUCUGUAAAGAAAACACCAAGUAUGAAAAGGAGCAGGGUAGCCAGGCGACACCAGAACCUGUCGCCCCGCAAACCGAGAACUUGCAUACAUCUGGCUGAGGCAGCAGCUGCCGCGAGUCAACAAGCCCACCAAGAGGAGGACCUCGGUGACUCGUCACCAGGGAAAAAAUCUAAGCCGGUACCUUUGUGGAGUCUGGCAUCGGCCUCAUCCAGUAGCAGUCAGAUGCCUUUCUAUGUCCGUCAACUGUUGCCAGUCGUUACCCCUCAGAAACCGGCAUCAGCGAGGCGAGCUCAUGUAGCAGUAGGACCUACUACCCCCGGGAAGCAGAGCCAGGCACAGCCCAGCCAAUCGACAUCACUAUCUGAUGGUACACCACGCGCAAGCAUGCAGUCACCCGGAAGUGCUUCGUUCAGGAGCCAGGAGGGCUUUGCAACUCAGACCCUGGGUAGAACCCUGCAGAUCCUGGCCGAACUAGCUGCAGAGAGUGCCCCACCCCCCUGCACCCAGUCCAGUGACCACAGCCUUGCCGCUGCCAGUGGCUUCAUCCUCACUGAAGAGGAAGACAGAGAAGAGAAGGAAAACCAGAUUGUUGUUAACCACUACCAGUCGAACAUUCUCCAGCAACUGUCUGAACUGGUGAACAGCAAGGACCUGUGUGAUCUCCAUCUUGUCCCAUCCGACGGCUCAGUGAUCUGUGCCCAUCAUUUCUUGAUCAGUCUCAGGUGUCCCUCCCUUGCCAAGUUGGUUAAAGAUACCUCUACCCCCACUCAAGUUAAGACACUCGAUCUACAAGAUUUCAGCCGUGAGUCUGUCCUCUGUGCACUGGACUUCAUCUAUGCUGGGAAGGUGACGGUCACCAGCUUUGUAGCAGAGGAUAUUUGGAAGUUUGCUAAGAGGUUUUCCUUACCACAGCUAUGCGAUAUCUGUUGUAAAUUUAACAGCAACUUGGAAAAUACUAUGACAUCUCCUGAGGGGAAUAAACUAUCCUUAGCAUCAAUUUCAGAUCUCUCUCCAGAAACCAAGAAAGGAGUUGAGCAUGACAACGAUGAAUUCUUUGCCAACCGGGGCCUGGAUGACCUCAUACAAAGCCUUUGGGAAAGCAGAGGGGAGGAAAGUGACAGUCACAAAGGGGACAGUGACAAUGCUAGUGACAAAGAUGGUGGGGAUCAGAAAGCCCCUGCCUCGCAAGCAAGGCGGAGGUUUUCUCACCAAGUGUCGGAUACAGAAAGUGACUCCGAAGUGAAGGACGAAGCUCCUAAUGACAGGGACAUGGAUGAGAUCUAUGAGUUCUUCAGCACACAGAGGCAGCAGCGCCAACACCAGAGCAGUGCCGAGAAGUGUGAAGACACCAGUGAGGAAGACAGUGAUGACGCUGCAUCCGAUGGAGAUGAUGGUCAUGAUGAUAUGGAGUACUCUGAGAAGUGUUCAGCCACAUGCGGGAGACGAUCGUUCACUAUCUUAGAGCAGCUUCAGAGCAGCUGUCUACCCCAGGGCCCAGGCCAAGGAUCUCAGAGAAAGGAAGACACCUCUUCACAAGGAGAUGUCUGUGAUGAACAAGGACGCUGUUGUGUCACUCCAGAGCAAAUAUCCAAGAGAAGAAAAUCUGUCACAAGCUCGUCAGGAGUAGCUGACAGUAUCGACUCUUCUUCAGACUUGAUUACACCUUGCUUUGUGCACAUGAAAAAGCUUUCAAAUGAUCUCCCAGUCUCACCAAUGAAGAGCACGCAGACUGUUGGAAAGUGUUUGGAGCAGCAGUCCAACUUGAGAGCCAAACCUGCCAAAUGUGCCAGAAAUCAUGAAGAGGUUCUUGGUGAAGGCUGUAGAAGUCUUAAGGAGGCAGAUGCAACUCUUGCAGACGUCGGCGACAGCAUCUUCCAAUCUUGUGAUGACAGCAAAGAGGAUGUAAAAGAAGUGGACUUUGACACGUGGAAAGCAACUGCACAGCACCAUGAGAACUCACAGGAGAUUAACCAGGCUUCAGUUUCACAGUGUUCAAGAACAGAUGUAGAAGGAGAUCAAUGCACUUUCAAUCAGAGUGAAGAUCUGCUGGAAACUUUUUCCAUUGAAAGAGAAGAAAUGGAUGUGGAGGAAGUGGAAUCCUGUAAAAACGCACCAUCUGAUGGUAGAGAUACCUCAAGCUCCUCAGAAAGUGAAGUUACACUCCCAGAAGUUAAUGUUAGAAGCCAGCCUGACAAGCAAGUCUCUCAUAGUCUGGAGAUCAGGCAUUCCUUCGGUCAGCCCGGUGGCAGUGGAGAGGAGAUGAGCUCUGUCAAAGAGCCAGAGCUCAGAAUCCCAAUGGAUGCCAGAGUAGGAGCUCAAGAUGCGGUUGACAAUGUAGUAAUUGAUCUCUCACAAGAUGAAAAUGACCAAGAGAUUGAAGCUGUUGAUUUAAAGACCAAGGACAAUAAUGCUGCUGUUGACAACAGAGAUAUAUUCCAAGACAAUGCAAAUGACAGUGCCAGAGAUGAGGACAUGUCCGUGAUCUUUCCACGGUCACCAGUCUCAGUUGCAUCAAGGAGCAAGACUCUCUCCCAGCCAUCUCAGAAUUCCCAUCACACUAGGAAACCCUCACCUAGGGAGCCACCUGUCACCAAACCACAAAAAUUCACCUUCAGAAGGCGAGACAGACAGGGGAACACGGCAGCUAAUCCUGCUGGAAAAAAGGACUUGAAAAAUUUGAGGAUCCCUGCUCUCCACGGUACAGAAGGAGUGAAGCCCAAGUCGUCGGAUACCCUUGCCUCUGUCAUAGAGACUCCAGCUGCAUUCCGGGCUGCAGCUGACCUGGUAAGAGACUCAUCAACGCCCUUGUUUGGUCCAAACUCCAGAACAGUUGCCCACCAUCACAGUGAUAUCCCUCCUGAAGUGUCACCUGUCAAGAACACUCCCGCUGUUGGUCAAGGUCAAAGAGUCGGUGGUCAGACUCGCAAGGAAGGAACACAUCUCUCCUCAUUACCUCUGGAGAGCAAGUCAUCUGAUGGACUUGACCACAACAUGACGUCAAGGAGAGGGAGGAUGAUGGACGGAAGCCCAGUUCUAAAACCGUUACCAAAGAAAUAUCACUCCAGAAAGGGACAAGAUGUUAGGGAGACAACCUCAACUGAAACCAGAGAUAAAAGUUCCUCACCAUUCUCAAGGUCAAAUUUCACCAUAGACUUGGAACACAGCUCUGGAGAAGAGGACAAUGGACCAGACUCUCUGCAUUUGUCAGGCACACCGGUAGGGCCAACACCAGACUGCUUUGAUGCCGAUACCCCAGAGGUGAUAAGUUCUGUACCCCCGGCCCCACUUUCCCCCUCGCCACCCCCCUCACCCACAUUUGGUUCAGUCUGUUCUCUGAAAGCAAAGGAUUGGGCCUCCACUUCAUCAGAACAGCAAAAUGUGGUUGAUACCAUUGUUGACGAAGGGAUUGAGUGGGAAGGGAGCUUGGCAUCAAGAUGCAAGAGGAAACUGCAGCAGGAGGAUUAUGCAUCGGAAGAUGUUGAGGUACCAUCCAAGAGACCAAAAGGUCUGUCAUCUCAGACGUCUCACUCUGCUAUCAGCACAAACCUCCUGAGUCCUGUCUGCACUACGGACGAGGAUGAUGUUAUCCUCGUCUCCAAUGAUGGGGAAAAUCAAGAUGGUCUCAGGACAGACACAAGAACUGUGGCGAGGAGAGACAAAGUGAACUGGCUAGAGCAGCUCUGCGUUGGCUUGUCCCCAACAAGGUUCUCAUCAGAAUCCCAAUCCAGUGACGAGACAGAGGAUAGUCACGAUUGCCUCCAGGAUGCCUCGACCCCAAGAAUUCAACCCAACAACACUCCAGGUUAUGAGACUACUGCAUCUCUUAAGAAAUGCUCUUUAUCCAUGUCAUCUUUCAAGACAUCAGGGAGCUCAAACACUCAGGCAUCUCCUAGUAAUUCUCCAAGGCCAGCUUCCCGAUCUCCAAGUCCCCCUUGCAGCACCGCCAUCAGAGAUGCCACCAGUAAAAGGAGUCAACCUGAAACCCUUUCUUCGCCUCAAGACUCAGCAUCAGAUGUGGAGAGUGUGCCCCCGGCAUCCCCAGAGAAUGCUUCCCAGGAGCAGUUUGCCUAUUAUGGAGAUGACGGAGGAGGGUAUAUGGAAGACUUCAACUUCUGCUCAGAUGGAGAAGGGGCAUCGGAUGAAGCAGACAUGGAAGAUGUCAAAUCAGAGAGGAAGUCGCAAACAGGGACUGAGACAAGCGGGCUCAGGGCAGGAGGUGCAGGUUCACUGUUAGAAAAACUCUCCGCAUCGUGUCCAACCACCCGAAAGUCUACAUCUGGGAUGCCCAAGGGUUUCCACAGCAACAUCAGCGUCCAGAACUUCUCCAGUUCGGAUGAGGACUCCCACCCUCCCAGGCCUGAGUCUCUCCCAACAUCUCAGCAUGGAGGUGGCGCCGGCGUCCUCCUAGGGUCGAAACCACAUCUCAAGGAAGAGGCGGAGGAGUUUGGAUGCAGCGAGAGUUUCCUCUGCGAGCUGAGGGCAGGGCAGGUGGAUGAAGAGGUGGCCUGGGGCGGAGUCCUGCGUGCUGAUGGAGACCAAGACAUCAAACAACCUCAAAAUAAAUGUCCACCAGAAGAUGACCCUCUUGUCUCAAAAACCACUAUGGUCAGGAGAAAGGAGCCACUGAGCAAGGAGACGAUAGACAAGCUGUACCACCCACCGGCCCCCAUCACCCCCAUGCCUCCCUAUGAUGAUAUGAACACGCCAGGCCUGAAGAAUGAACUGAAGAAGUUUGGAGUGAAACCCCUGCCCAAGAAGAAAGCCCGUCUGAAGUUGAAAGAGAUCUACAGCUACACACACCAAGUUUUAGAAGACAGCGACUCCGAAUCUGACGGAUCAGGACCCACUUUCAAGCUUCCAGCUGUAAACACCAAGUCCACCACAUCAUCCAACCCUCCAACUCGGAAGGCAGCCCCAAAGAAAUCUCCAACCAGGAGGAAGAAAUCCAACAGCAAAGAAGGGAGCAGUGGUCAACAGCUCAGCCAGAAGAGGGCAGGUGUGAGCAGGCCAGGGCAUCUAGAGGCUGAGGUAGAUGGAGACAGCCAGUCCAUGGAUAGUGAUGAUAGUGAGUACAGCAACUCCAGAGAAUGUCCCGAAGGAACUGAUGACGAAGAGGAUGACGAGGACUUCUUGGAACCAUCUCAGAGGACGGCUGCCAACCUGGAAGAGGCCAUUAAAGUCUACAUCAAGACCAGGCCUUCCCUCUACGAAAAAAUCCUGUGCUAUGAGCCCCUUGAGUUGGACAAGUUCCAUGCGGAGUUGAAAAGAGCUGGUAUCAAAUACUCCAAGAACAAGCUGAGAGAGUUUCUAGACUAUCAUGGUAUUACUUUUCGUGUCAUCACCAGCAACGCCAACAGACAGGUGAGAAAGCCCAAGAAGGCAAAAAGCAAGUGAGGCCACGGUAUCGGGAUCAUCUCCUUGUCUUUACAGUCAUCAUCAACCAGGAGUAUAUCUCUUAGAGUGCAAUUGGCACAGUGGCCGGAUUGAGUGGUGAUUUGGGUUUUGUCAAUUAUGGGCAACUAUCCACUCUGAGUUUAAGUGUACUCACGUGCGUGCACACAACUCACACCAGACAGAAAUUGGUCAUGCCUACACAAUGCGUCCCUUGGCUAAAUUCACAUAAAUUCGAGUUCCAACCAAAGGACCAUCAUUCUGCCCAAAAAAUUCCUUGCUUGGUCCCACUCGGGCAGAUAGCUCAACCAGUCAUACUUUGUCCAAUGAUUCAACAAAUUACCACCCCACUCCACGGCACUAGUUGAGCCAUUUUUGCGAAUUCCCUCCGUUGCUCACUGUUGCCAUCUUGUGCAGUCAUUUUCUAGUCGGUGGUCCAGCCAUGCCCCAGGGCUUGGUUCCACAAUGGUAGACAAGAUAUAGUCUAACUGUUCUUUGUUCAAGUGACAUUGCUCGAUCUGCAGGUACAUGUAUCUAUGGUUAUUGCACCAACCUCCCCUACAGUAACCUUAUAUGGUCAAGGAGAUUGCUGCGAUCAUUACAUUACAAUCUGUGCGUGGCACACAUUGCUCAGUUUUUUUCUCUUCACCUAUGAGGGAGUAUUGGUAUAUGGAGCCCAUUUGGCUGAAUUUUUUGCUAAGCAAAAUUACCCUCCCAGCACAAUUAUGCGAACAACUAAUCACUUUACAACUUGUGAAAUUUGUCAAGUAACUGGUUUCUUCUAGGUGUGUAUUAUCAGCUUAUCUGUGAGCUUAGCAGCUUUGGAAAAUAUGCUCAUUGCUGAUAGGUUUAUGGAUCUGGAUAAGUCAUUCAAACGACAACAUGUUUGUCACUAUCAUGGCAGUCAACCAAGCUGUUGACCUGGAAUUGUAAGAAAAUCUGCCUGUGAUUUUUGGGUUUUUUUGCAUUUACCUAAAUAGAGGUUAUGCGUUAACGCGUCCUCAGAGGGCAGUAGUCUUGUAUCACUGGAAUAGGCUCGGGUAAACCUUUUGAACACUCACUGUAACUAAAUUGAAAUAACAAACACAACCUCUGAGUCACUGUGGAGAUGUCAGCAGCACAUAACCUCUCUGGUGCAACAUGUAGAAAAGUAGGGAACAUAGCAUGAUUUUUGUCCUUUUUAUUGGGGACCGAAACUUGAAGAAGGUCUCCAGUUUUUGCUUUCCAGAGGUAAAGGGAGGUAGCGACACUUUAAAGUUUAAUACUUGACAUGAUUAAUUGAAAUUCUGAAAUACCUCAUGCUCAUGAAUAUUCAAAAUUUAAUUCUGUGUAGGAAGCAGUGUCAGAUGAGAGAUUUUUAUUGAGAGCAGUGAUCUGUGAGAGUUAUUUUAACCAUGAUUCAGUGCACAUGAGGAAGAUAAAACCUCAUGGCAUGUCCUCCUUUAGAUCUUAAAAGUGUUUUGUGUGGUUCAUCACUUGAUUCUCUGUUUGACAAGGGCCAUGUUGGACCAGUGACCGUUAUUUGCCAACCAUUGGUCAGUUUUGCUUGGUAACUUGCACAAAACACAUUAGCAUCAACAAGUGGUUGACAAGCGGUGACUGAACGAACUCGGCCGACAUUACCGGGACCAGCGGAAUGAUUUUGUAUAAUUAGAACUUUGUUAUAUAGAAACUAGAAUUCAGAGGAUUUUUGACUUUGAAAGUUUGUUUUAGGAAUAUAUAGUGCCAUAUAUGUAGUGCCAUUCCAAAAAAAAAAGAAGACAAUUAUGGGUUUGUAAAAUCUGAUUGAUUUUUCUGGUCUUUGAAAUCAUGCACUUGUAUUUUCAAGUCAACCUUAAUGUUUUUUAAGAUCACGCAUGUUUUAUAAGUUCCUGUAAAGGACACACUUCUGUUAAUGAAGAGAAAUCAGAGCAAAUGAGCCCAGAAUUACUCCACAGUAGUGGUUUGUCUGUAAUUCAAGAUUAAAAUAUGAAAAAGGCAAAGGUAACUUGUGGGACUGGAAAGAAGCUCUGAGUUGGAAAGCUAAUGGUUGUCCUGACGUGAUGUUUCCAAACUAUUUUAAAUUUCAGAAUUGGUGACAAGUUUAUUCAAGGUCUUGUAACAUGAUAUGCAAAAACAUUGUUUUGCGAAGAGAAAAUAAAAAAGUUUGUGGAAUGAA